AUGAAGUACACCAUCGUCCUCGCCGCCGUCGCCUCCCUCGUCGCUGCACAGGACCUGGGCACCAUCCCGUCGUGUGCCGUCCCCUGCUUGACGGACGCCUUCAUCAAGAACGGCUGUGGUGCCACCGAUAUCAAGUGUGCUUGCGGCAACUUCAGCAAGAUCAAGGCCGAUGCCGCUGGCUGCAUCAUUGGCAAGUGCGGUAUCAGCGAUGCCAUCAACAAGGUUCUGCCAGCUGCCGAGGCACUCUGCAAGGGCAACUGA
Messenger RNA from Drechmeria coniospora, 261 nucleotides. RefSeq lists its product as uncharacterized. Bases 1 to 261 code for a protein of 86 amino acids. The transcript is spliced from 2 exons. NCBI's taxonomy places the organism in Eukaryota, Fungi, Ascomycota, Sordariomycetes, Hypocreales, Ophiocordycipitaceae. The record is from RefSeq and is a predicted model, not a curated record.